AUGAGGGGCUUUCUUCAAGAGCAGUCUGUACUGACUGCUACCGGCGGCGAAAGUCCGUCGUAUUUCCCUCUUCCAAAGGCUCUCUCACGACAGCCUCUAUGUGGUGAUUCAGAAGGCUGGGGUCCGGUCAGCUCGUUGCGAUGGGAUCUUACACCUUGCUUUCUUGACGUUUGGGUCCUCGGUGUUGCCAUCGGGGGGGCGCUGUUCGGUGUUGGGGCGCUAUGGUACAUACUCAAGAAACGGGUAGCUCAAGAUGUCCCCAAGAACUGGCACUUCUACGCCAAGCUAGUCGUACUUACUGGCGUGGUCCUCUCGACCGUCCUCCAACUUGUCUUCCAAAUACACGAACUGCCGGGAAUAUGGUACCAGGAUAUAAGAUUUUACACAUCCGUCGCUACAAUUACCUCACUCCUUAUAAUAUUCUCUAUACAAUACCAUGAGCAUUGGAGGUCGAGAAACCCAAAUGGCGUCGUAUUAUUCUACUGGGUCUUUUUCAUUUUGGCGUAUGCAGUCAAACUGCGUUCCCUAGUUGCUCGCGGCGCCGAGAGGAGCCAACUCCCAUACUUCAUCGCCUUCAAUGUCAGCUUUGGUCUCGCAAUAUUGGAGUUUGUGUUGGAGUACUUUGUGCCGAAGAAGCAAAGCGCAUAUGACGCCUUGGGAGCUGAGGACGAAUGCCCUUACGAAUAUGCCGAUGUUUUCUCAGUCCUGACCUUCAGUUGGAUGACCCCACUGAUGAAGUUUGGUUAUGAAAAUUACUUGACCCAGGAUGAUUUGUGGAAUCUACGCCCGCGGGACAGUACCAAGGUCACGGGCGAUUUAUUGCAGCAGGCAUGGGAAGUUGAACUCGAAAAGAAGAAACCCAAUUUGUGGAUAGCCUUAGCCAGGGCAUUUGGAGGACCCUACAUCCGUGGAGCCUUCAUCAAGACCAUCAGCGAUGCGCUUUUAUUCGUCCAGCCUCAACUACUUCGACUUCUCAUUCGUUUCGUGGAUUCUUACCGUCCCGGACGAGAACGAGAACCAGCAAUCCGUGGCAUUGCCAUUGCACUGGCCAUGUUUGCAACCUCAAUUUGCCAAACUGCUGCACUCCAUCAAUACUUUCAGCGGGCUUUUGAGACUGGUAUGAGAAUCAAAUCAUCUUUGACUGCAAUGAUAUACGCCAAAUCCCUUCGUUUGUCAAAUGAGUCCCGUGCGACCAAAUCCACCGGCGACAUCGUUACUUACAUGAGUGUCGACCAGCAACGCCUCGCUGAUCUGGCGCAAUGGGGCCAACAGCUUUGGUCGGCACCGUUCCAGAUCACUCUCUGCAUGGUGUCUCUUUACAAACUGGUUGGGGUAUCUUGCUUUGCAGGCGUUGCCGCAAUGAUCAUCAUGAUUCCGGUCAACGGUUUCAUUGCCAGAUUCAUGAAGAAGCUUCAGCUGUCACAGAUGAAAUAUAAAGACAGACGUUCUCGUUUGAUGACCGAAAUUCUGAACAACAUGAAAAGCAUCAAGCUAUACGCUUGGGGCUCAGCCUUCAUGGAAAAGCUAAGCCACGUGCGCAAUGAUCUGGAGUUGAACAAUCUUCGGAAAAUCGGAGCCGCUCAGGCUUUCUCAACUUUCACGUGGUCAUCAACGCCCUUCUUCGUCUCGUGUUCGACAUUCGCCGUCUUCGUACUGGUCAAUAACAGGCCUCUCACCACGGAGCUAGUAUUUCCGGCAUUGACACUAUUCAACCUGCUGACUUUCCCGCUCACUGUCUUGCCAAUGGUGAUAACUAGCAUCAUCGAGGCGACUGUGGCCGUGAAGAGAUUGACAGAUUUCUUCACCGCUGACGAGCUACAGGAAGAUGCAGUCAGGUUCAUUGACGAACCACCAAAACGAUCCGGAGAAUCCUCAGUCUCCAUUUCAGAGGCCAGUUUCACAUGGAACAAAAACGAGGACAGAACUGUUUUGCGGAAUAUCAAUUUCAAUGCCAAUAAGGGAGAACUUACAUGUGUGGUUGGACGUGUCGGAGCCGGCAAAUCGUCGCUCUUGCAAGCACUCCUGGGAGACCUAUGGAAAAUUAGUGGCGAAACAGUCGUCCGAGGCCGCAUUGCCUAUGCUGCACAAUCAGCAUGGAUCAUGAAUGCAAGCGUGAAGGACAACAUAACCUUCGGCCACAGGUGGGAUCCUCACUUCUACAAUCAGACUGUCCACGCAUGUGCUCUUAUCGCCGACUUCAAACAGCUACCCGACAGCGAUCAAACCGAAGUAGGGGAGCGGGGAAUCUCAUUGUCUGGGGGUCAGAAGGCUCGAUUGGCAUUAGCACGAGCGGUGUAUGCCAGAGCCGAUGUCUAUAUCCUAGACGAUGUCCUGUCAGCCGUCGAUGCUCAUGUUGGGCGGCAUUUGAUCAACAAUGUUCUCGGCCCAAAUGGCCUGCUGAAUGGCAAGACUAGAAUUCUAGCGACAAACUCCAUUCCUGUCCUCAAAGAGGCUGACUAUAUGUACUUCCUCCGUGAAGGCGCGAUUUCCGAGAAGGGCACAUAUCGGCAAUUGAUGGCAAUGAGAGGAGAUGUUGCCAGUAUGAUUAAGACAUCCACGAGCGAUGAGGAUCAAGAAUCGGAAGGCGAACGGAGCCCUAGCAUUGAAGGAAUGGAAUCAGAUGAGUCUGCAACCAUCGUGGCUAAUGGAGUGCAAGAUGAGCUGGAUUCCGAAGAAGCCGACGAAGCACGCCAAGAGAUCGGUGGUCUAGAACCCAUUCGUGCUGGUGCAUUUACGGCGCGCAAAACAAGCUUUAAUACAUUGCGACGUGCAUCAACUGCUAGUUUCCAUGGUCCAAUGGGCCAUGUAACCGACGAAGAGGCCGGUCUCAAAUCUAAACAAACCAAGGAAACUUCGGAACAGGGCAAGGUCAAGUGGUCAGUGUAUACAAGCUAUGCGAAGGAGAGCAACCUGGUCGCAGUGUGCUUCUACUUCUUCGCCCUUCUUGCAGCUCAGACAGUCCAGGUCGCCGGCAACUUUUGGUUGAAGCGCUGGUCUGAGAUCAAUGAGCUUUUUGGCGCUAACCCGUCAGUGGGAAAGUAUAUUGGUAUCUACUUUGCACUCGGUAUAGGAGGCUCAGCCCUGGUCGUUGUUCAGACUCUCCUUCUCUGGAUCUUCUGCUCGAUAGAGGCUUCAAGAAAACUUCAUGACCGAAUGGCUUAUGCCAUAUUUCGCUCUCCGAUGAGCUUCUUCGAUACUACCCCGAUAGGCAGAGUACUCAACAGGUUCAGUUCCGAUAUUUACCGGGUAGACGAAGUCAUCGCUCGAACAUUCAAUAUGCUUUUCGUCAACGCCAGCCGGGCAUUGUUUACCAUUGGUGUCAUUGCAGCCUCGACGCCCCUCUUCCUAGUCCUUGUCAUUCCUCUGGGCGCCGUGUACCUUGUCUACCAGAGAUAUUAUCUCAGGACUUCUCGAGAAUUGAAAAGGCUUGACAGCGUCAGUCGCAGCCCCAUUUACGCACAUUUCCAGGAAUCACUGGGUGGCGUUUCAACCAUUCGUGCUUAUCGACAGUCGAAUAGGUUCAUUCAAGAGAACGAAUGGCGGAUGGAUGCCAAUCUCCGAGCCUAUUUCCCUUCAAUAAGUGCCAAUAGGUGGUUGGCAGUCCGCUUAGAGUUCAUUGGCUCUGUCAUCAUCCUCGCGGCUGCUGUUUUCGCUAUAAUUUCCGUGACAACUGGCAGUGGAUUGACGGCAGGCAUGGUCGGUCUUGCGAUGUCAUAUGCCUUGCAGAUUACGCAAUCUUUGAACUGGAUUGUGCGCCAAACCGUGGAAGUCGAGACCAACAUCGUUUCUGUGGAGCGUGUGCUUGAGUACGCCGAACUGCCUAGCGAAGCCCCCGAGGUCUUGUUCAAGAGUCGUCCCAGUAUCGGUUGGCCAGCUCAUGGUCAAAUCACCUUCAAUGAUUACACGACAAAGUAUCGGGAAGGUUUGGACCCAGUUUUGAAGAACAUCAAUCUGAGCAUCAAAGCCCGAGAAAAGGUCGGCGUCGUAGGUCGAACAGGAGCUGGAAAAAGUUCUCUGACACUUGCACUAUUUCGUAUAAUUGAACCUACAUCGGGUAAUAUAAGCAUUGAUGGGCUUAAUACGUCAACAAUUGGGCUAUUGGACUUGCGAAGACGCCUGGCAAUCAUACCACAAGAUGCAGCCCUCUUUGAAGGGACUAUUCGUGACAACUUGGACCCCCGCCAUGUGCACGAUGAUACCGAACUAUGGAGUGUACUUGAGCAUGCUCGGCUGAAGGACUACGUCUCGGAGCUUCCUGGUCAAUUGGAUGCAGCGGUCCAUGAAGGCGGUUCUAAUUUGAGCCAUGGGCAACGUCAACUUGUAUCUCUGGCCCGCGCCUUACUGACCCCCAGCAACAUCCUGGUUCUUGACGAAGCUACAGCGGGCAUAGACGUCGCCACCGAUCGGAUGGUUCAAGCCACACUUCGCAGCAAUGUCUUCGAUAACCGCACCAUCAUCACAAUCGCACACCGUAUAAAUACUAUUAUCGACUCCGAUAAAGUCGUCGUCUUGGAGCAGGGUCGAGCUGUCGAGUUUGACACACCAAAAGAGCUGAUUAAGAAGAGAGGUCUUUUCUACGAGCUUGUCCGUGAAGCCGGACUACUUGAUAGUUUUGAGAGUUGA
Exophiala spinifera is the source of this 4623-nucleotide messenger RNA. RefSeq lists its product as uncharacterized. Bases 1 to 4623 code for a protein of 1540 amino acids. Gene Ontology annotation, molecular function: ATP hydrolysis activity; ATP binding; ABC-type transporter activity. The record is from RefSeq and is a predicted model, not a curated record. Gene Ontology annotation, biological process: transmembrane transport. Gene Ontology annotation, cellular component: membrane. NCBI's taxonomy places the organism in Eukaryota, Fungi, Ascomycota, Eurotiomycetes, Chaetothyriales, Herpotrichiellaceae. The transcript is spliced from 8 exons.